AUGUUCGAGCCGAAGAAGGGCCUGAAAAAGCCCAACUGGAAGAAGCUGACGCCCAAUAAGGUGCAGGAGAACUCAAUCUGGACGCAGGUGCAGACGGAUGAGGCCGUCGUCUCCGAUGACCUGAUUGACUCUCUGGUGGAGAACUUUGCCUCCGCCUCGGCGGCCGUUGGUGGCGCCUUUGGCGGCAAAGGCGGCGCCGGCGGUGGCCCCGGCGACCGGAACUCAGUGGCAAACGGUGCCGGCAAUGGAAAGGCGAGCGGCGCGGCCAGCUCAAAGAAGGUCAUCAAGUGUCGGGUGCUCAGUGAUAAGACGGCGCAGAGUUUAGGCAUUCUUCUCGGAGCACUAAAGAUGAGCCCUGAAGAUCUCUCCCGCGAUGUGAUCACCAUGAAUGAGGAGCACCUCUCCGAGAACAUUCUCGGCCAGAUUCUGCACUACAUGCCCACAUCAGAGGAGCUGACCAAGCUGAAUGAACUCGCCAAGCAGUUGCCCAUUGAGGAGUUUCACCAGGCGGAGAAGUUUCUCGGCUCUAUCAAGGGACUACCGAAACGGCUGCAACACAUGCUCUUCAAGAUGAAGUUCAACGAAGUGCUCACCGAGGUGAAAAAAGACAUUGUCAGCUUUACGAUGGCCUGUGAGGAGGUGCGCAAGUCGACCAAGUUCAAGACGGUCAUCGAACUGGUUCUGGGCAUCGGCAACGUCAUGAACGCCGGGGGUCGAAACGCUCGGGCCAUUGGUUUUGAGAUCAGUUUCCUGCCUAAACUGAACUCCACCAAAACGGUAGACAACAAAAGUACACUGCUGCACUUUAUCGCCGCCAAAAUGGAGGAGAAGUUCCCCGAGUCGGCCAAGUUCUACUCUGACCUGAUGAACGUCGACAAAGCGGCAAAGGCUUCUCCGGACAACAUCGUCAAGCUGCUGUCCUCGAUGAAGUCGAGCAUCAAAUCGCUGGACCUCGACCUGAAGAACUUCAAGGCCCAUUCGGAGGAGGACCGCUUCGGCUCGGUGAUGCGCGACUUUGCCGACCACGCCAUCGAGCAGUACAGCAUUCUGGAGGGCAUGCACAAGCGGAUGGAGGCGCUCUACCUCGACCUGGCCGCCUACUUCAGCUUCGAGCCGAAGCAGUACACCAUGGACGAGUGCUUCGGCGACAUUAAGCUCUUUAAGGACCAGUACAUCGCCGCGGCGGCGGAGAACGUCGCCCGGCGGGAGAUGGAGGAGAAGGCAAGGCGGGCGAAGGAGCAGAAGGAGAAGAUGGAGAAGGAGAAGCGGGAACGGGCGAGCAACAAGAUCGCCAUUCCCACCUCGGGCAGUGACACCAAUGACCAGGGGCUGAUGGAGCACCUGCUCAACUCGCUGCACAGCGGCACCGCCUUCGCCCAGCGGCGGAAGCGGCCCAAGGCGGUCACACCUCAGGAUCGCCGCCAACAGCUGAGCCGAUCUCGUUCUCGAUCUUCACUGGACCAACGUGGCGGUUCGCUGCUGACGCCCGCCACGCCUACCUCUGCCGGUCCUCAGCAAGGUGAAAGUACGGGCG
Rhagoletis zephyria (snowberry fruit fly) is the source of this 1534-nucleotide messenger RNA. NCBI's taxonomy places the organism in Eukaryota, Metazoa, Arthropoda, Insecta, Diptera, Tephritidae. The record is from RefSeq and is a predicted model, not a curated record.